AGUCGCUGUUGUAAAACAAACGCAGAGUCGAUUAACGGACCUAACCCUAUCUCUCUCUCACUACUACCCUAUCAGUCAAGAACAUACGCUCUCCGUUUCUCUUCUCUCAAAGACUCUUCUUUCUCAGCGACAAAUCUCCCAUUCUUUGUUCGAUCACUCUCUUUGUUCUCGGCUCCCUGACAAGUCCACUAGUGCAUUGGAAUUCACCAAUGGGACGUAACGUAUCUAAUCAUUCGGAAUCUCCAGUAAGGGGUCGAGGAUCUCCCCGUAAGAGAAGUCCGUCUCGAAGAGAAAGGUCGCCUGCUCGUCACAAGAGUUCACACAAGACAAGCUCGCCGCCAAGAGAGAAACCUGCUAGCCGAACCAGGUCUCCUAGACGUACAAAAUCAAGGUCUCCUAUAUAUCGGUCGCCUUCACCCCGGGCAAAAAAGUUAGGAAGAGCUCAAACUGAAAGAGAGUCCGAGAAAGUGAGUGAGAGGGAGCAUGAGAAGAAUCACAAUAGGGGAGGUGACAGGUCUACACAUAGGGAAAAGGGUUCAGAUAGGGAAGUGCCAAGCGAGAAAAGGGAGAGAAGGUCAGGAAGGGAUGCAGUUGAUGGUGGGUCUUCUAGAUCGAGACAUGGGCGGUCAACUUCGCCAUCAGAUCACCACCACAGGAGUAGACAUAGAUCUCGCUCACCUAAUAUGGCUUCUGAUAUCAGCGAGGUGACAAACUCGAGAGUAGCUGAACAUAGGAAUAGUGAUGGUGAUUCAGUAGCUAAAAUGAAGGCCGCUGAAGAUGCCCUGCAAGAAAAGGAGAAGCAAAAACCUUCAUUCGAGCUCUCUGGGAAGCUUGCUGCGGAAACUAACAGAGUCAGAGGUGUGACACUGCUGUUCAACGAACCCCCAGAUGCUAGAAAACCAGAUAUAAGAUGGCGACUGUAUGUUUUCAAGGCUGGUGAAGUGCUAAAUGAACCACUUUAUGUACAUCGCCAAAGCUGUUAUCUUUUUGGGAGAGAAAGGAGGGUAGCAGACAUCCCAACCGACCAUCCAUCCUGUAGCAAACAGCAUGCUGUCCUUCAAUACCGCCAAGUGGAAAAGGAGGAACAUGACGGUACUUUGUCAAAGCAAGUAAGGCCUUACGUGAUGGACCUUGGAAGCACAAAUGGAACUUUCAUUAAUGAUAAUCGUGUUGAACCUCAACGUUAUUAUGAACUUUUUGAAAGAGACACUUUAAAGUUUGGUAAUAGUAGCCGCGAAUAUGUUCUACUGCACGAGAACUCAGCAACAUGAGCAUCAAUUGGAUUCCCCAGGUUGAUUCUUUCUCCUAUCAGCAUGUAGGAGAAAUCAAGACAUUGCUUGGAGAAGUCCGUAUUUUAUGUGUGUCUAGUGACCAACAGGACAUCCGAUCCAACUAUUGAACUCAAUGAAGCAUCUGUUUCACAACAUUUUGGAAUUAUUAGGGUUUUCUGUGAAGCUCCAACAUUAUGACUUGAUGGAGAUGGUUUUUCUGUCGUCCACCUUGAUUUUUGUAGCCUUUGUGUAUCUAUGACAUGAGUGUGUGACUAUUUGAUGGAAUUUUGUUUGUCGGGUGGUAGGUUUAUUACCAACUUUUGCUGUGAAUCUGUUCUUUUGUUUCUUGAAUUGUUCUUAUUAGCUACUGCCACCACAUCGGAAAGAAGAUUGGAUACUGUGGAUUUUGUUGGACUUGGGCACUUUUUCUAUAUGACUAGUAGAUGCUUAUUUUUUUU
Messenger RNA from Camellia sinensis, 1729 nucleotides. RefSeq names its product SMAD/FHA domain-containing protein (gene DDL). The record is from RefSeq and is a predicted model, not a curated record. Lineage: Eukaryota; Viridiplantae; Streptophyta; Magnoliopsida; Ericales; Theaceae. Gene Ontology annotation, molecular function: protein binding.